Molecule: messenger RNA, 3388 nt
Organism: Anolis carolinensis (green anole)
Lineage: Eukaryota; Metazoa; Chordata; Lepidosauria; Squamata; Anolidae
Gene: acot11
Product: acyl-CoA thioesterase 11
Exons: 17
Coding region: 506-2233 (575 amino acids)
Biological process (GO): acyl-CoA metabolic process
Cellular component (GO): extracellular exosome; cytosol
Molecular function (GO): lipid binding; fatty acyl-CoA hydrolase activity
Source: RefSeq, a predicted model, not a curated record
GGGGCAAACAUGGUGAUCUGAAUGCAUUAUUGGUACUGAGCAACUCAUAGUGUAAAAAAUGAAAGAAAGAAAAUAGUGGCCAUUAGGUUAUUAAACAUGAAUGUAAAGAGUGUAUGAUAUUCAGCAAUCAUCUAUCUUUGUAAGUAUGAGUGAAAUUAUUUUUGAACGGGACAGCCCAAAACAACUGAAUAGUGUCAUUGUAUGUAAACUAAAAAAGUGCAAGAAUGCCAGGUGGUCAUGAUUUGGCAGCUUAAUGACUUACGUUGUGUCCAUCUUUUUCUUUCUAUAUAUUUCCAGUAGCAUAAAUCUCUACUAGCUAGUUUACUUUAUAUAUGCCUAUGCUGUUAAUGGGUCUUCUGAGAAAAUGAGUUGCUGUUAGAGAUGGAGAGACAAUCGGUCUGAACAAGUGUGACCUGAAACUAUCUAUGAUCCCAGGGCUGCUGCUUCCUCCAAGGGGGAGCUUGGCGAGGGGGGCUCCUUCCUGCGGCUCCUGCGCCAGGGCACCAUGCAGAGUCCCCGCAAUGCCACCGAGGUCCAGAUGAGCCAAAUGGUCCAGCCCGGCCACGCCAACCACCGAGGAGAGCUCAGCAUCGGACAGCUCCUCAAGUGGAUCGACACCGCUGCCUGCCUCUCCGCCGAGAGGCAUGCUGGCUGCCCCUGCGUCACAGCUUCAGUGGAUGAUAUCUAUUUUGAGCACACAAUUAGAGAGAUGCAUAUAGAGUCACCCUGGUACCAAUGCAGGAAGAACAAUGCCUGUGUUGGGCAGGUUGUCAACAUCAAAGCCAAAGUGAACCGGGCAUUUAACUCUAGCAUGGAGGUUGGUGUACAGGUCAGCUAUGAAGAUCUGUGUAAUGGGGAGCAAUGGAAUGUGUGCAAGGCAUAUGCAACGUUUGUGGCACAAGGCAAACCAGCUGCUAAGAUAAAGUUGAAACCAUUUGUUCCUCAAACAGAAGAAGAGAAGAUGGAAUACAGCAUUGCUGCUGAACGCCGUCGUAUGCGGCUGGCCCAUGCAGAUACAAUCAAAGGCCUUGUCUCUAACAAUCCUGUGCAGUCAGAGCUUGAGACCAGAGACUGCAACAUGGCUGUACCUGCAGAAAAGACACGCGUGGAGAGUGUGGAACUCAUUCUGCCUCCACAUGGCAACCAUCAAGGAAACACCUUUGGAGGACAGAUCAUGGCUUGGAUGGAGAAUGUGGCCACAAUAGCAGCGAGCCGAUUGUGUCAUUCACAUCCUACCCUGAAGACAAUAGAAAUGUUCCAUUUUCGGGGACCAUCUCAAGUAGGAGACCGCCUUCUCUUUAAGGCUAUUGUCAACAAUACAUUCAAGUACAGCAUGGAGGUCGGAGUGUGUGUAGAGGCCUAUGGACAUGAAAUGGAAGUCAGUCGAAGACACAUAAACAGUGCUUUCAUGACCUUUGUAGUUUUGAAUGAAGUGGGCCAACCACGAACACUCCCUUUGUUGAAACCAGAACCAGGGGAUGGAGAAAGGCGGUUUAAAGAAGCUAGCGCUAGGCAAAAAAUUCGACUUGACAGAAAAUAUGUCAUUUCCUGUAAGCAUACAGAAGUACCUUUGUCUGUACCUUGGGAUGAAAGUAACAAGGUUUAUCUCAGUUUCAACAAUGUUACUGCACUGAAGACAUUAGUAGCUAAAGCCAACUGGGUGCUUGCAUCUGAAAGAGAAAAGGUCAAGAUGUACAUACUGGAGGAGGACACAUUCCUCUCUAUUCGGAUAGAGAUGACCAUCUCUAUCAAUGCAAUGGAAGCCUGCCUCUUGCUGUCAGAUCUGCGACACAGACAUGAAUGGGAUAAGCAUUAUGCGAGCGCUGAACUUGUCCAGCAAGUAGACAAAGAUGACAUGAUCUACCAUGUAAUUAGUCAAACUAUGAGUGAAGAAAACAAGCCUCAAGACUUUGUCAUCCUAGCAUCACGAAGGAAGCCAUGCAGCAAAGGUGAUCCAUAUGUUGUAGCAUUCAGAUCCGUCACACUGCCAACACAUCCGGCAAAGCCAGAGUACACUCGAGGAGAAACUCUUUGUUCUGGUGUCUGUAUUUGGCAGGAAACAGAUGAACUCAGCAAAGUGUCUUAUUACCACCAGGCUACUUCAGGUGUGUUGAACUACAUUACAACCAAUAUUGCUGGCCUCUCUUCAAGCUUCCUUUCUACUUUUCAAGCCUGUGAACAGUUUCUCCUGAAGAACAAAGACAAUAGCUGCAUUGGACUUCAGGAUCUUUAGUUGUACAAAGUUGUUGUUUUUCCCCAUAAUGUUUUGUGUAAUGACAGACAUUAGGAUCUCAUUAGAUUAGCACUGCUAUAAAUACUGAAGUUGAUUUGCCAUCAAUGUGGGGAAGAAAGAUACAGACAUGUUUAAGUGCAUACGUUGUGCGACACAAGCUUAAGCACAAAAGCUAUUUUUAUCCACUUGUGAUUGGAAUGAGCAUUUUUAUCUAGGACAAUGUAAUGAUCAAAGCUUUCCUGUUCAUGGUGUGGGUAUUUUUUAUAUAGAGAGGAACAUAUGAAGAUUCUUCCUGGAUCUUUGAAAUACUUCAUCACCCCUGUAUUGGCUUCUGUUGAAGUCUUGUAUUUAUUUGAUUGACAGGAAAAUCUGAUGUAAAUGAAAACUUGAAAAUGUACACUUUUCUGGUCAUGCGUCACUUUUUAAUCUUGUCCAGUACACUAAUUACUAGAGUAGAGAAUCAUUUUUGCAUUGGCUUAAAAGUAUUUAAUAAUUAUUUUUUAUAUAGGAGAAAUAGGUGUUAAACUUAUUUUUAACAUGCCUUUUUACCAAGAGGAUUAAGAGUCACACAAAAUUAGAAGGAAAGUUCUUGGAUUGUUCUUUGUUGGAAGAAUCAACAGACAAACAUGGGGGUUAGUGGAGGAUACUUUGGCCAUUGAGUAACUGCCUUAUUUCAGAGCUCACUACACAAAUGCAACAAGGUAGUCUGAUGGUGUCACAUUUAGGAAGAAACUUUAAAUAUUAUUUGCAAAAGUGUCCUUUUAAAUCUUCCUUGAAUACUGGAAUAUGUCUGUUCAUUUUUGGUGAGUUUGAGUCCGAGAAAGAUUAGAUUGUUUUGUCAUAGAGGAACUAUUUGUCCCAUGUAGAGAUAAUCCAGCCUCUCUUUUUGGCUCAUAACACAAUCAUGUACAGGGUAACUGAUCCUCUGCUGUGUUGAUUGGAUCUUUCCUGAUUUUGUGCAAUUUUUGUCAGUCUAGACUUCCAAUAUAUUGUAUUGGUUCUCUGAGUUGUGGAAGCAUUUGAAAUAAAUGGCAAUAAAAUCAAAUGUAAAAGAGGAAGCAACGAGUUUUCAUGUGUAAGGAAGAGUCUGUUUGCUUUCUGGAGAAGGUGAGAAAUCAUAAUCUCUUAAUUAAAUCUAUGUGUUUGCGCAUGUUA